Stegostoma tigrinum is the source of this 11678-nucleotide messenger RNA. Its product is annotated as spectrin beta chain, non-erythrocytic 1-like. Gene Ontology annotation, biological process: actin cytoskeleton organization. The transcript has 38 exons. Gene Ontology annotation, cellular component: cell junction; cortical actin cytoskeleton; plasma membrane. The coding region runs from base 376 to 7530 and encodes 2384 amino acids. NCBI's taxonomy places the organism in Eukaryota, Metazoa, Chordata, Chondrichthyes, Orectolobiformes, Stegostomatidae. Gene Ontology annotation, molecular function: actin filament binding; structural constituent of cytoskeleton; phospholipid binding. The record is from RefSeq and is a predicted model, not a curated record.
UGGGGCUGGUUGUAGUCAGCAGAGAGGCAGGCUCGCUGCGGGCUCAGGAGUGCGCUGCUCCUUCUUAUUGCUUCUGCAGUCUUCACCCUCCACUUCAACCUCUUUGUAUUGGGGUGGCAGAGCAAAGGGACAAAUCCUUUAUUCUCCCAUUCCCACUACUUGAUCUGACUGAGGCGGAUGAAGAAAAGAGGUGCAAAUCAAGAAAGCCUCCCAAGUGAAAACGUGACUGACUUCUGGGACCCUGACUGGACAGCCUGCCUGCUCUCUAAUAAACCUCCUCAUCUGAUGGGUUCACACCCUACUCCUGGAAACCAGGCAUAAGAGGCCAGAGAGGCCCUAUGAGAGAGAGAGGAAAACGAACACAGAAGCAGCACAAUGACAUCGGCCACAGAUUUUGAUAAUGUGGAGAUUCAGCAGCAGUACAGCCACAUCAAUGCUCGUUGGGAACUCUCGGAUGAAGGUGAACUCGAUAACGACAACAGCUCAGCAAGGUUGUUUGAGCGUUCCAGGAUCAAAGCUCUUUCAGAUGAACGUGAAGUUGUGCAGAAGAAAACCUUUACGAAAUGGGUGAACUCUCACUUGGCACGUGUAACUUGCCGCAUUACAGAUCUAUACACUGACCUCCGAGAUGGCCGUAUGCUGAUUAAACUGUUGGAAAUUCUCUCAGGAGAGCACCUGCCAAAGCCUACCAAAGGUCGGAUGCGGAUACACUGUUUGGAAAACGUGGACAAAGCGCUUCAGUUCCUGAAGGAACAGAAAGUGCACCUGGAAAACAUGGGGUCACAUGAUAUUGUUGAUGGGAGCCAUAGGCUUACACUUGGUCUCAUCUGGACCAUCAUCCUUCGGUUCCAGAUCCAGGAUAUCACUGUAGAGACACAUGACAACCGUGAAACACGUUCAGCAAAGGAUGCCCUCCUACUUUGGUGCCAGAUGAAAACAGCAGGGUAUCCCAAUGUCAACAUAAGAAACUUCACGUCAAGUUGGAAGGAUGGAAUGGCAUUUAAUGCCCUUAUCCACAAGCACAGGCCUGAUCUGGUUGAUUUUAAUAAACUGAAGCAGUCUAAUGCUACGUACAACUUACAACAGGCCUUUAACAUUGCCGAGCAACAGCUAGGUGUGACCAAGCUGCUUGAUCCUGAGGAUGUUUUUACGGAGAAUCCAGAUGAGAAGUCAAUUAUUACCUACGUUGUGGCAUUUUACCAUUACUUCUCUAAGAUGAAAGCAUUAGCUGUGGAGGGAAAAAGGAUCGGAAAGGUGUUGGACAACGCAAUUGAAACACAGAAAAUGAUUGACAAAUAUGAACAGCUAGCAUCUGACUUGCUAAUCUGGAUUGAGCAAACCAUCAUUGUCCUCAACAGUCGAAAGUUUGCCAACUCAUUGGCUGGAGUGCAACAACAGCUUCAGGCCUUCAACACUUACCGCACAGUGGAGAAACCUUCUAAGUUCCAGGAGAAGGGUAAUCUCGAGGUGCUGCUGUUUUCCAUCCAGAGCAGGAUGAGGGCAAACAAUCAGAAAGUGUAUACACCGCAUGAAGGCAAGCUCAUCUCCGAUAUUAACAGGGGCUGGGAAAGGCUGGAAAAAGCAGAGCAUGAGCGUGAGUUGGCCCUUAGAAAUGAACUAAUCAGACAGGAGAAACUGGAGCAGCUGGCUCGCCGUUUUGACCGCAAGGCACUUAUGAGAGAAACGUGGCUGUGUGAAAAUCAACGGCUUGUUUCGCAGCAGCAAUUCAGGAUGGUGAAGGAUAAUUUUGGCUAUGACCUGUCUGCUGUGGAAGCAGCUAUGAAGAAACAUGAGGCAAUUGAGGCAGAUAUUGCUGCUUACGAGGAACGUGUGCAGACUCUUGUGGAUGUAUCACUGGAACUGGAGGCUGAAAAUUACCAUGAUAUUAAACGUAUUAACGCCAGAAAGGACAACAUCAUGCGGCUGUGGGAGUACCUGUUGGAGCUGCUUAAUGCUAGACGAGCAAGACUGGAAAUGAACUUGGCCCUUCAGAAGAUUUUCCAGGAGAUGCUCCACAUCAUUGAUUGGAUGGAUGAAAUGAAAGUACAACUGCUAUCACAAGAUUUUGGUAAACAUUUAAUGGGUGUGGAGGACCUGCUCCAGAAACAUACACUGGUGGAAGCUGACAUUGCGAUUCAAGCAGAUAGACUGAAGUUGGUUAAUGCAGGAGCACUCAAGUUUGCUGAAGGCGAAGGUUAUACCCCUUGCGACCCCAAUGUGAUAAAAGAUCGUGUGAACCACCUGGAACUGUGUUACGAGGAGCUUUGUGUAUUGGCGGCUGAGCGGAAGGCUCGCCUGGAGCAGUCCCGUUGUCUCUGGAGGUUCUUCUGGGAGAUGGCCGAAACUGAGGGCUGGAUUCGGGAAAGAGAGCAGAUCUUCUCUUCACAGGAUUAUGGAAAAGAUAUCACCAGCAUUGCGAUUCUGCAGAGCAAGCAUAAGGCACUGGAGGAUGAGUUGGUUGGCCUCAGCACUCACCUGCAGCAAACAAUUAAAGAAGGCAGAGAUAUGAUUGCACAGAAACACUUUGCUUCGCCCGAGAUCAAGAAGCGAAUAGAGGAGGUCCUUGCGAUGUGGAAGGAUCUGGAGGAGCUGGCUGCUUUCCGCAAGCAGAAUCUUCAGGAUGCGCAGAAUUUCUGCCAAUUCCAGGUGGACGCAGAUGAUGUCAAAACUUGGCUGCAAGACAUGUAUCGCAUUGUGUCUUCCGAUGAUGUUGGUCACGACGAAUUUUCCACGCAGACGCUGGUGAAGAAACAUAGAGACCUUACAGAUGAGAUUAUGAAGUCCGGGACAGCUAUUGACACUCUGAAUAAACAGUUACAGAGCCUUCCAGAGGAGUUCAGAAAAUUACCAGAAAUAAAGGACCGACAGUGGGAGAUAAAGGAGCUGUUUGCAGAUCUCGUAGCUCUAGCAGAUCUGCGGAGGCAGCGUCUGCAGGAUGCCCUGGCUCUCUACAUAAUGUUAAGUGAAGCUGAUGCUUGUGAAUUAUGGAUGAAUGAGAAGGAGAAGUGGCUGGAAGGAAUAGAGAUUCCAAAGAAACUUGAUGACCUGGAAGUAGUGGAGCACAGGUUUGAAACCCUGGUACAGGAAAUGAACAAUUUGGGAUCUCGGAUCACUGAAGUAAACCAUACAGCGAACCACUUGGUAGAGCGUGGGCACCCGAGUACACAAGAGGUGAAAGAAUGUCAGGAUCGUGUGAACCUCAGAUGGUUGCAGUUUCAGAAGUUGGCAGAGAUGAAAAAGAACGAUGUUCACUCAGCAUUAAGCCUUCAGAAUUAUUGCCUUGAGUGCGACGAAACCAAAGUCUGGAUCCGUGAAAAAACCAAACUCAUCGAAUCAACUCAGAGCUUGGAGAAAGACUUGGCUGGUGUCCUGGCCAUUCAAAGAAAGUUGUGUGGAAUUGAGAGGGAUCUAGCUGCCAUUGAGUCAAGACUUCCAGAGUUGCAGAAGGAGGCCCAUGCAUUGGCAGAUCAGCAUCCUCAUCAUGCUGCAGAUAUCUUGAAAAGGCUUAAGGAAAUCAAUGAUGUUUGGGAUGAACUGAAAGACAUUCUUCAAGGUCGUGAGGAAUCACUUGGUGAGGCCAGCAAACUGCAGAAAUUCCUACAGGAUUUAGAUGACUUCCAGUUGUGGCUAUCCAAAUCACAAAAAGCUAUCGCUUCUGAAGAUGAGCCCAACUCUUUGCCUGAAGCUGAAACUCUCCUCAGACAACAUAAUGCCAUCAAAAAUGAGAUAGAUCGCAAUUUGGAAGAUUACCACAAGAUAAAGGAGAAUGGGAAAAUGAUAACCGAGGGAGAAACAGACCCGCAAUUUCAAAUAUUAAAGCAGCGUUUGGAAGGAGUGGACACUGGUUGGAAUGAGCUUCUUCAGAUGUGGGAAAACAGAAAAGAUCUUCUGUCUCAGUCUCAUGGGUAUCAGCAGUUCCUCCGAGACAGCAAGCAAGCAGAUAGUAUGCUUCGCAAUCAGGAAUACAGUUUAGCACAUGUUGAAAUGCCAAAGACUCUGGAAGCUGCAGAAGGUGCGAUGAAGAAACAUGAAGAGUUUAUAACAACCAUGGAUGCUAACAAGGACAAAAUCACUGGGACAAUUAAUGGAGGAGAAAAGUUGAUUGAUGAGGACAAUAAUUUUAAAGCCAAAGUGGUUGACAAGGUCAACUCUAUCAAGGAAAGGCACCAAGAGAAUAUGAAACAGGCAAAAGAGGUGGCAGCACUUCUGAAAGACAACCGUGAUCUUCAACAUUUUCUUCAGAAUUGCCAAGAGCUAAUUUUCUGGAUCAAUGAGAAGAUGCUAACUGCUCAGGACACCUCUUACGAUGAGGCUCGCAACUUACACACCAAGUGGCAGAAGCACCAAGCAUUUAUGGCUGAGCUGGCAUCGAACAAAGAAUGGCUGGACAAGGUUGAAAAGGAAGGGAAGCAGCUGAUGGAGGAGAAGCCGGAGUUUAAGCCGCAAAUCUCGGACAAACUGCAAGAAUUGACUGACUUGUGGAAUGUUUUGGAUGUCACCACGGAGAGUAAGGCAAAGCGCCUAUUUGAUGCAAACCGCUCGGAACUGUUUGCGCAGACUCGUGACGACUUAAACAAGUGGUUGACUGAUGUAGAGUUACAGCUGCACUCUGAUGACUUUGGAAAGGACCUGACCAGUGUCAAUAUCCUGCUGAAAAAACUACAGAUAUUAGAAAAUCAAGUGGAUGCGCGACAGAAAGAGGUGGAGGAGCUGCUUUCUCAGACCAAAAUUCUCUCCCAAGAGGGACCGAUGGAGACAGAAGGGAAAGAACAAGAUAUUGAAAGAAGAUUCUUAAAGCUGAUGGGUCCUCUACAGGAACGGCGCCAAAAACUCCUCCUGUCGAAAUUAACCUACCAGUUUUACCGGGAUCUGGAGGACGAGAUUCUUUGGGUGCAAGAACGAAUGCCCUUAGCUACAAGUACAGACCAUGGCCAUAACCUCCAGACUGUACACCUCUUAAUGAAGAAGAAUAAGACUUUUCAGAAGGAGUUACAGGGACAUCAGCCACGUAUUGAUGAUGUGUUGGAAAGAGGAGCAACCAUGGUUGUGGAACAAAGGCCUGACUCAGUUGCCAUCAAGAAGCAGUUGAAAGAGUUAAAGGAAUUACGGAACAACCUGCUGGAAGAAACAGAGAACAGACAAAAACGUCUGGAAGGUGCAAAUGAAGCCCAGCAAUAUUAUCUGGAUGCUGCAGAGGCUGAAGUUUGGAUGAGUGAGCAAGAGCUGUAUAUGAUUGCUGAUGAGAAAGCCAAGGAUGAGGCUGGCGCAACUACAAUGUUGAAGAAACACCUAAUCCUGCAACAGGUUGUCCUUGAUUACGGGAAUAUUAUCCGGGAGCUGGCAGACAGGGCGCAGAAACUUCUUACUGAGGAGCACCCUGAGGGUGAGCAGAUCAUUAGGCGCCAAGGUCAGGUGGACAAGCUGUAUGCAGGACUCAAAGACCUAGCAAAUGAGAGGAAGAAGAAGUUGGAGGAUAUAUACCAUCUCUUCCAAUUGAACCGUGAGGUAAUGGACCUGGAGCAGUGGAUUGCAGAAAGGGAUGUUGCAGCAUCUUCGCAGGAACUAGGACAAGACUAUGAUCAAGUUACAUUACUGAGAGAGAAGUUCCGGGAGUUUGCCCGGGAGACAGGAACGAUCGGUCAGGAAAGAGUGGACAGUGUGAAUGUGCUGAUAGAUGACCUCAUAGACUCGGGUCAUUCGGAAGCGGCUGACAUUGCAGAGUGGAAAGACAGUUUGAAUGAGGCCUGGGCUGACCUCCUGGAACUGAUAGAUACUCGCACGCAGCUCCUGACUGCCUCCUACGAGCUCCACAAAUACUUCUACGAUGGCAAAGAGCUUCUGAGCCUGAUUCAGGAAAAGCACAAGGAGUUGCCAGAGGACCUAGGCCGUGACACAAACACAGCAGAGUCUUUCCACAGAAAGCACAAUGCAUUUGAACGUGACAUUCAUUCCCUGGGAAUACAGGUUCAGCAGUUUCAGGAUGAUGCAGGCCAUUUGCAGACGGCAUAUGCAGGGGAUAAAGCUGCUGCCAUCCAGAAACAGGAGCAGGAGGUGGUGGACGCCUGGAAGGCACUUCUGGAUGCUUGUGAUGGUCGCCGUACCCAGUUAGUUGACACUGCGGAGAGGUUCCGUUUCUUCAGCAUGGUCCGAGAUUUGAUGUCUUGGAUGGAAAGCAUUAUCAGACAGGUGGAAACAGAAGAGAAGCCAAGAGAUGUCUCAUCUGUGGAAUUACUGAAGAAGUACCACGAGGAAAUCAGAGCAGACAUUGAAACCAAGAACAGAAAUUUCACUUCCUGCAUUGACUUUGGCAAAACCAUGUUAGCCCGCAAUCAUCAUGCUUCUGAGGAGAUUAAAGAAAAGUUGGUACAACUCACAGAGAAGAGAAAAUCAAUGAUGGAUAAAUGGGAGGAGCGCUGGCACUGGUUACGUCUUUUAUUGGAAGCGUGCCAGUUUGCAAGGGAUGCUUCAGUUGCUGAAGCGUGGCUGAUUACUCAAGAAUCUUACCUUAACAGCGGUGAUAUGGGUAACAGCGUGGAUGAGGUUGAAAAACUGAUCAAGAAACAUGAGGCAUUUGAAAAAUCAACAGCCACUUGGGAUGAGAGGUUUUCCGCACUGGAGAGACUCACCACUUUGGAGUUAUUGGAGAUUCGAAAGAAACAAGAGGCUCUCAGGCAAAGCAUGGGAGUGCAACAACAGCCAGAGUCAGAACUGGAUCAUGAUCGAACACCACCUGAUAUUGACCGACAACCAGCUGAUCAAACACGUUUGGAAAAGACGCAGAAAGAGGAAUGGAAGAUGGAAGGCCAGAAGAGCGCAGAACUAACCCCUCAUGCAACAGAUGAACCAUCACUGAUAACCACUUCGGAAGAUUUGUCUGCCUUGGUAAAUGGUACUGACAGCCCGGAAGAAAAGACACUGGAAAGUGAAGAGAAAUCGGAGGUUGAAGAGAAGCUUCGCGAGAGAGCUUCCAAACCUCCGCCCUUGAUAUUGUCAGAGCUUGAACUAGAGAAGCCCAGAGUUGCAUCCACACUUCCCAUCUUGACUCCAAAAGAACAACCUGCCCAAUGGGAGGGAUACCUUGCACGUAAACAUGAACUAGAAGGACCUAAUAGGAAAGCAUCAAACAGGUCUUGGGCUACCUUAUAUUGUGCCCUGAAGAGUAGCGAGCUUUACUUCUAUAAGGAUACAAAGAAUUGUAGUGCAGGAGUAACAUACCAUGGUGAAGACCCCCUGAAUCUGAAAGGUGCUUUGUGUGAAGUGGCUGCUGAUUAUAAGAAGAAAAAGCAUGUAUUUAAGCUGCGAUUGAACAACGGCUCUGAAUAUCUGUUCCAUGGUAAGGAUGAGGAGGAGUUGCACAACUGGAUCCACAAUCUCAACGCAGCAAUAGCAGAACAGGACAAACCACAGAGUACAAGACACGGUGAAAUCAAGGCACAUACCCUACCUCUCCCAUCUGUGAUUGCUCCAGAAACCAGUCCUGGCAAAAAGGACAAGGAAAAAAGAUUUAGUCUUUUUGCAAAAAAGAAAUGACCAGUGUUAAAAGAAAAAAAGGAAAAAAAGAUGUUUAGUGCCUACAUUACAAAAUGGUGGCAGUGGUCAAACUGCACCAGAGUUUGGGGAAUGGGGGAAGAGCAAUUUCUCCAAAUGUAAAUAUAUAUUUCAUCUUUUUAGGAAGAGAUGAGAAAGCAUUUUUUCUUAAUUUACCAAAACUCUGCAUGUCAUCCCAAACAAAAAAAGCUGAGAAUUAAUUUUUAAAUAACCCACAGUUUAACUUGUAUUUUGGUGAAACUGCGACAUUCUUUUCUUUUCUGAAAUAAGUUCUUACAGUCCUCGCUAAUGGCCGACAUGUGUAAAUCCAAAUUUAAUAGAGCUUUAAGAUCAUGGCAAAUUACCCAGCCACAUUUUUGGUUCUUGAGCCAGCACAUUAGUGAUUUCUUGUAUUGGGCUAGUCUUUUUCACAUUCUGUAAAACAAUAAUGGAACAAUGGGACUCCAACAACAAUGUUUAGGUUAAAUUGCCACUACCAAAGAAUAUUUUUGAAAAAGCGUAUUUAACAAUUCUAAGCUGAGGUCAAUUUUUUUUCAAAGCAAAAAUGAAUUAUAACAUUUUUGGGCAGGAAACUAUGUAAAAUUGAUAAAUGUUAAGUGGUUCAGCUUUGAAAUGGUUAAAAAUACCAAGUUUGUACUGUAUGCAUCAAGUUGGAGGCAAUAUUCUGUACAUUUUGGCACAUGUUUUGUAGUACUGACGUAGAUUACAUUUUAGCAAAUUAAGGGUUUUUUAGAUUUGUAGAAGCUUUAUCUGGUCAAACUGCCUUCAUUGUAAGAAUUAUUUUGCCCAAUGUGUAUUGCGACAUUGUAAAUGUGUUCAGGAGAAUUCAGUCUGUUGAUUAUUUUAAGCAAAAUCAAUCUGUUCCUUUAGGAAGUCUUCACCAACAUGUACAAUGUCAACACAUAUAUAUGUACACACACACACACACACACACACACACACACACACACACACACACACACACACACACACACAUCAGAAAAGUCACUGCCUUUGUUUUUUUAAGUUGUUGUUUGCAAACAAAGGGCUUUCUAUUAAAUAUACAUUCAUAUUUCUAUUAAUUACAUAAAAAGACACAACUAUUUGUUUUCAAGAUGUUAAACAUUUCCAACCAGUCAUUUUUGACUCUUAACUGAAGAAGCCCUUUAAAUAUUUCACUUGAGUUAUAAAUAUCACAUGAAAGAAAGUUGGGGAAAAGUCAAAGUGUACACAUAAAAGGUGCUUGCUUUUUUUAAUUUGAAUCAUUCUCUUUGUUCUAUUUUGUGUUUGGUUGAGAUUUUUCAUUUGACAGUUUUAUUCGAAAACAACAUUGGACAAAUGAGACAAGCUUUUUAGAUUGAUGUUAUAAUUUUUUUUUGAUAGAAUGUUUGAAAUUCUGUGCUAUAUCAGAGUAAGCAAAAUCUGUGCAUAAUCCCUGUAAAGGUGCAAAUCUCAAAAGGGGAUUUAUGAAGGUCAUUUCUUUUCUACAUUAAAAAUAUAGGUUAAAUGCUUUCUUUGAGAUAUUUUCUCACAUCUCACUUUUUAGAACAUGUAGCAACUGGUUCUGCCUUGAAAGAAGACUUCUGCCCUAACUUUAGGCAUUCUAUAUAACAGCUGGUCCUUCUAAUAUGAAUCAUUACUAUAUUACUAGGACUGUCAUCUGGUGGUCACUAAGGCAAGGUGAUCAUUAAGACAACGUCAGGCGUGAUGAAAGAAUAAGCUUAUGAUUGCAGAGAAUUAUAAAGUGCCAGUUUGAUAUAAUGAGGAAUGACUGAAUCUGUGCCAGACUACUUUGACCUUCAGAGAUGCAUGAGUAUAGACAUGUUAGCAGAGUUGGCUUGAGCCUUUGAACCAGCUAAAUUUAUUUAAUUUUUCAACAAUUGUUUUUCAAACAUCUGACAGUAUCUCACCAGAGCUCUUUUGGGCUUCUGCUUGACACUCUCCUUUGCUGUGAUAGAGUAAACAUUAGCCUAAUGUCCAGGAUUCUAGAAUUAGCUCAUCUCACACUUUGUCACAUUCCUCAAGAAUGUUUAAGGGAUGUGCAAAUUGUUAGCAGACUCUAUUUUCACGCUUGCUUUCCUUUAGAAGUAAUUGUCAGGAAGAUGGUACAAUUGAGAAUUAUUAUAAGUAACUUGCAAAGGUGCCAAGUGGUGCGCUGGGUUGCUUUGGGGAUAGUUUGUAUUUGAAUGACAGAACUAAGUGAAAAGGUGCUUCAGACCUCUCAGUACCCAAUUCCCUGAUUUAGCUAUGUUAGUAUCAAGCAAAACUAAUAAACAAAAACUAGAGUCAUCUUGCUUUAAUAGGUGGCACUUGUGAAAUGGUGCUGAUAGAUUUUUUCUUGGUGUUUGAAACAUUCUGCCAAAAUGAAGGACUACAGAACUGGGGAAUCAAAUGUUUAUCCACUUUUCCACUCUCCAGCAUGUGUUGUCAGUAUCAUGCACUUUUAAGUCAGCUUUGUCACUGUCAAAAAUUAAAUUUUGCUUCACACUGCCCAAAGAAUGUGCCUUAAGCAAACUUCAGAAGCGGACCUUAUAAUAAACCAGGGUGAUUUUGUUUUAACUUUGCACACUUGCCGCCCUCAUGCCAGCUUUUCAAUAAGGAUUUUUUUAUGCUCCUGAGAUGCUGCUGGGCCUGCUGUGUUCAUCCAGCCUCACAUUUUAUUAUCUUUUCAAUAAGGAAGUCAGUUUUGUGCCAAAUUGUGGAGAGUUUUGUAUUUGGUCUUUAUCCCCAAGUGUGGCUAUGGCUGACUAAUUUCUUAAAUUAUAUUGGAAGUAAACAGGGGCUUUCAUUCCAUGACAGUGGCUUUACUUGUACCUUAAUAGCUGUGAGAGGACAAUGGUGCAUUGUUAAAUGAACAACUCAUAGUCCACAGUCCAGUUUAUAAGUAGUCGCUGAAUGAUUAAACCAGUUCAGUGCCAAAUUGUGCAUAGCUUUGCUUUGCAGAGCUGUUCUAACUCAGAACUAGAUUGUGAGUGCCCAAAUGAUUGCAAGCUGAAGAGAAGUGGUUUAUUCUACUGAUCUCAGCUAGAUGGAACCCAUUUUCUAGAGAGGAAAAGGCAUAGUGCUAUCAAGCUUCUCCAGCAGGAACUUUGGAAAGAAGCCAAAAUAUUCAGCAUGUUCGACAUCAAAUACCUUGAGUAUUACCUGUUGUUGCAGAUGCCUGAAGUUUGAUUUCCAUUUUGAUUGUCAUUCUGGUGUUCUGAAGCUGAAAUCUAGUCUGAACUUUGAAAUUACUCAAAUUAGGGUGCAUCUUUGAAGCCAAAGUUGUGGUCAGUGACGAUCUAAAUGAUUUAGGAAUUAACCGCAUAAACAACAGCUAUCAAAAAAAAGCUUUCAAACUGUUCAUGUUGCUAAAUGUUAAAGAAUAUGGGAAAAUUCCACUGGUUUAAGCACCGUUUUUUUCUCCUUUUACCUCUUUGGUGUAGAACUUUACAACCGAACAUACUGAGUAAUAGCUUCAUCAGCAUUUUUAGACCAGUAUUUGAAUGAACUUGCAAUCUAUUAUGGCCCUAGCUUUGAAUCAGGUCGAAAAGUUGUUUAGUUAAGCCAAAUGUAUUUAUGGAACACGUUUAUAGCAAUAAUCACUGUAAGGUGAAUACUUCAAUAAAAUGCAACUUGUUCUCACCUGAAAAUAUGGGCUAGGUUCAGUUUAUACUAAGAUGCACUCUUAUUAGCUCAGCAAGAAGGCACUUCCAGAAUACUGUAUCAGAAUUAGCACCAUGCCAGUUCAUUUCAGGACAUAAAUGAACUUUCAGCAAAAUUAAAAGUCUGUAAUAAGUGGCAACAUGUGUAGAAACUGGUAUAGGUCUUCAAUUAAUUAAUAUGUUUAAUCAAGCUUAGGCUUUAAUCAGCUGUCUGUCCCCUAACUCAAGCACAAAACAUUUGAGUACAUUCACAUAAUUCUAACUCCGUCUUGCACAUUUGUACUGUUUCACCUAUGAUAAAAAAACUCUCAAUUUAUUUGUCUAAAAUGCCAUUGUAACGUGAGCUUAAAUAUUACACAGCAUUGGAAAAAUUGUCAGUAGACCUUAGAGGCAGUUGUUUAAUGUUUUAGACACAAGCUGUAAAUUGAUUCUGUUUCGUUUUGAAUGUGGUGUUGUUUUGGUGCAGCAGACAUCAAUGGAAUAAAAAGACAUCUUAUAUAUUUUAAA